UUGUUGGGGAAAGUCGAAAGAGGAAAAUGACCUCUAAUCUCGUGAAUCAGGUGAAAAACUCUUUCCUCUCCAAUCACAUCAAAGUAGACGUGGAUUGGCUCACAGGAUGUCUUGAAUGGAUUCAUAAGGAAAAUGCCGCAAUCUCAGCGGAAAAUGCAUACCGGAAAGCUUAUGAACAGUGGCUUCUUGCAGAUGUGGAGGAAGCGAGUGUUACUUGUCUGCCUGAGCGUGUGAGUCAGGAGAAAAAGCCUUUCUCCCUGACCGGAAAGUUUGCUCUACAAAUCAACUUUGUUAUUGAUAUCUCUGAAUCCGUCUAUGAACAGUGGCGUCGCCUUAACGAUAAGAAGUUGGACGAACCAGAAAAUGAAAAUGAGUUCCGGAUGCAAGCGAGUUUGUCCGGCAGAAAUAAGAGGCUUUUGAAACUGGAGCUCACAGACGGAUUACGGACAGUUGAUGCCAUAGAGCAUCGCCCCGUGGCGUGUCUGUCGACGAAAAUUGUGCCCGGUUGCAAAGUUCUCAUCUCAGGACCGAUUCAGUGCUCUAAUGGUGUAAUUCUCCUUACAUCGGCUAACGUGAAGAUCCUCGGCGGGGAAGUUGACACGCUAUUCGUCAGCAAUGCCUAUGAGAAUAUGCUGUUGAAGGCCUUGGGGAAGCCAAUUAAUCUCAAUCCGCGGAGUAAUUACCUGGAAGUAAGCGUUGUGGAGGAAUCACAGGUGACAAAGAGUCAAAAUCAACCAGCUAUCAUGGCAAGCUGUGAACAGCGAAGCGCCGUGGAAGUUCCCACUCCUACCCGGUCAGAUCUCGACCAGAUGAUUGACGAGGAUGACGAACUGCUGAUGGCGAUUGAGCUGGAGACACUGGAGGCCAGUAGAACAGCCGGCGGACGUCCAACGACCCAAGAACUCAGCGAAUUGUCAGCUCCUCCGCCGCCAUCUGCGACAUCUGGAAAUGAUUCCCUGAGUGACUUUGUGGAUGCGUCACUGUUUGAGGAUUUCGAAUCUGCGCCAGAAACGCACCGAAAACCAACAAUUCUCGACACUGACUACAGUUUCAAAAUUCGAGGCCUCAGUCUCGUGACCAUCGAUCAAUUCAAGGCUGCCAUUCAACAGAGUGGCAUCGAGAUAGGCAGCAAAAGCUUUAUUUUCCGCGCGAAAUUCCAUCAAGUGACCGAGAAGCUGUCCGUGGAGAAGAACUUCUGGAACAUAAAAAUCCUGUUGACCGAUCAGUGGUCAAAGGAACAACUCAAAGUGUGCGUCCUUUCGGAGGCGCUGGACAAAUUGUCAGGCUUCACAGCGCGUGAGCUGAGCGAGAUGUACAAGUGCUCCAAGACGCGCCCUCAGGCAAAGGAUGAAAUCAUGCAAGUCUUGAAUACAUUGAAGGAGAAGAUUAAGAAUGUGGACUGCUUUAUACGCAUCAACUACUCACCCGAAUUGCCCUGUCCCACUCUCGUGGACUUUAUCGAUGCCGCACCGGUGCUCAACGACAUCCUGCGCCAGAAGAUCAACACUGAAAUGCUCCAGAAUAAUUAGAAAAAAAACAUAUCAGAGAAUUUAUUUU
Phlebotomus argentipes is the source of this 1557-nucleotide messenger RNA. Its product is annotated as recQ-mediated genome instability protein 1-like. The transcript has 4 exons. Gene Ontology annotation, biological process: double-strand break repair via homologous recombination; resolution of meiotic recombination intermediates. The coding region runs from base 27 to 1529 and encodes 500 amino acids. The record is from RefSeq and is a predicted model, not a curated record. Gene Ontology annotation, cellular component: RecQ family helicase-topoisomerase III complex; nuclear body. NCBI's taxonomy places the organism in Eukaryota, Metazoa, Arthropoda, Insecta, Diptera, Psychodidae. Gene Ontology annotation, molecular function: nucleotide binding.